This is a messenger RNA of Suillus plorans, 1398 nucleotides long. RefSeq lists its product as uncharacterized. NCBI's taxonomy places the organism in Eukaryota, Fungi, Basidiomycota, Agaricomycetes, Boletales, Suillaceae. The transcript has 5 exons. The coding region runs from base 1 to 1398 and encodes 465 amino acids. The record is from RefSeq and is a predicted model, not a curated record.
AUGACCCAAGACAGUCAACCCGCCGACGGUCCUGCACAAUGCCACGCUAACAGUCAACCUCCGGAAAGUCUCGCACAACGGCACACUGAACAUGUUCAAGGUAACACUAACACACAGGACGCUCUAGUCGGUGCAGCAACGGGCCUCGCAUCCGAUGCCAACAAUUCGUCUUGGGCAGCAAGAAAUCCCAACAGGCCCAUCAUUGAACCACGUGUCCCACUCAAUCCUGCACAGAAAGCACGUGCAAACGCUCAACGAGCAUCUCGCAAAAUCUCCUCCCUGCAACGCAAAGAAUCCGAGGAGGCACUGCACAGUUCGAUUCGGCAGCUUCUGGCGGAGCAGGCACAGAGGAUGAACGAGAUUGCUCUGGAGCAUGGCGUCUCUGUGGAGAAGGUGAAGAAGCUGAUGGGAGGCACUAAGCACUAUACAGCGAGUCGAAGUGCACAACUGGAGAAUGCGCUUAUGCACGCCAAAGCCGAGGAAGUAAAUAGAGAUCUACCGCGGGGCGCCAAAUAUACUCCUGGAGAGAUCCGUCAGAUGGUGAAGGACGAUAGGAACAUGCAAGAUCUGACAGAAGAGGAAAAAAAGGAGCUCGUUGACAAGCUCAAUGAGCAUCGAGCCCUGCGCAACAUGAGCGUGCGUGCCACAAAUACGGCGGCUAUGCGUGAUGUUCAGUCGACUUUAGACACCAUCUUUAAAAUGCUUGACGGUCUUGCUGUAAGAACCGGGAUAUAUGCUUGCCUAUUCGCCUCUCGUGGUCACGUUUACGACACCGCACAGGCCACAUGGUUUGGGACCGACAACAUUAUGGAUUUCUGGGAGGACGUGCUGCAAGUGGAGGCCGAUGAAAUCACACGGAAGCUGGAGCAAUGGGCAUGCAUGAUAGGUCGAAACAUUGACGAACGCGAAACAGUGCAGAACAUGCAGCGCGUCUGUACUCGCCUCCUCAACUCAGGACUUAGGACUAUAGCCAAGAGACGCGACAUCCGUAUCAACUACGCAAAUUUCGAUACCGCGAUAAAGGAGAAGUUAUCGAUCGAUAUAAAGGGCUGGCCCGAAGGCGUUGUUUUCCAAUCCCCCACCAGUGUGAACGAUCUCCAUGCUCUUCUCAAGCUUCGAGGUGCGCUGAAGGAUGGCUCCUGCCACUGGUUCCGCAUGACUCCCCGUCAGCGUGACGAGUUCCAUGCUCUACUGGAUGCACGCCAUAAGAGGGGAGAAAAGGUUGGCAAACAACGCAAGAAGCGUGCUGACGCCGGGGUGCCUCGCAAACGGAAGGGGAAGGAGAAUGCCCCUCCUAGAAAGCGGGCGCGAGCACCGGGGUCAUCGGCACAGGCUCCAAAGAGCGCCGAAUUUAUUGACUCGUCCGAGGAGGAGGAGAGCAGCGAGGACGAAGUUUAA